AUGACAGACCCAUCCCCCUCAAAAGACUUGGUUCAAAUGGAAAUCGACACCACUUCCGCCACCGUCGACUCCGCCCCAUCCGCAAACUCCACUCCCAUCAACGUAGCCGCCGCCGCCACUGCUGCUGCUGUUCCCCAGUCAACAAUGGUCUUUGAUGAAAUGCUCGCUGAAUACCAAGACGAGAGAAAUGAAGAGUACCACUACGAUAUCAUUCCCAUUCCCGAUCUCCUCCGCCAUCUCCGCGAGCGUGAUAUCCGACCAUCCUUCAGAGAUGGAAUGGUUGCUAUGCUUCUUCUCGAUGAUGAGAACCGUUCCUUGGCCCGCCAAAACGUUCUUUUCACGCCUGGUACUGCUAAUUGUUUCGUCGCCGAGAAUUCCAAUCUUGUGUACGAGGAGGAAGUUUAUUCAGAAAGCGAAGUUGGAGAUGCUUCACCAGAUUCCCCUGUUCAGGCCGGUGAUGAUCAACCUGGCAAUGAGCAGGUUGAUAAGGCGGAUAUUAUGGACGUCGAACAAUCAGAGCUUUCCUCCGAUCAUUCUACUCAAAAUGAAGCCUCCGAGGAGCUUUAG
Molecule: messenger RNA, 567 nt
Organism: Botrytis sinoallii
Lineage: Eukaryota; Fungi; Ascomycota; Leotiomycetes; Helotiales; Sclerotiniaceae
Exons: 2
Coding region: 1-567 (188 amino acids)
Source: RefSeq, a predicted model, not a curated record